CUCCUAUAAAAUGAACUCCGCGUGCUUUCACCACCCAAAGUUGCCCAAAAAAUGUCCGAUCAGCUCUCCGACAACCGCAACAAACAAUCGUGGCUCCGCCACUUUUCCGAUCAAAAUGACUACACCCAAUCACCUUCUCCUUUCAACCGCCGCAACUACUACCCCGAUCAUUCCGCCAUUAACGGCCCUGGGGAACAUCCUCCCCUCCACCGUCACCAACCCAUCAACAAUUUUGCUAAACCACCACCCAACACCACCAAUAUGCGUUUCGGCAUGUGGGGUCGCGGCGGUGCAAAAGCUUACUUCCGUUUUCACGGCGGAAUUGGUGAUGGUUGUGGAGGUGUUGGUUGCCGAUCUACAAAAGAGAAUUCCAUAGCUCGGCCCCUGCAACUUUUUGAAUCCCUCGAUCCGGCUCAUUUGCAGAUUGACGUCCUAAAGAAAGCAUGUGAGGAUAGUUUUGUGAAUCCGGCGAUCGGAAAGUGGUUUCCGCCGAUGGAAACAAGCGCCGGGACCGGAGUGUUCUUACCGGCGUAUCAAAAGAGGAUCGGUGUCACUAAAGUUGAUGAUUGCAAAACCAAUGCAAGUAAGUUUUACUCCAAAUGCAGUUAA
Molecule: messenger RNA, 609 nt
Organism: Lactuca saligna
Lineage: Eukaryota; Viridiplantae; Streptophyta; Magnoliopsida; Asterales; Asteraceae
Source: the annotation of a GenBank genome assembly